This is a messenger RNA of Phycomyces blakesleeanus NRRL 1555(-), 214 nucleotides long. RefSeq lists its product as hypothetical. The record is from RefSeq and is a predicted model, not a curated record. Lineage: Eukaryota; Fungi; Mucoromycota; Mucoromycetes; Mucorales; Phycomycetaceae. The transcript has 2 exons. Bases 1 to 162 code for a protein of 53 amino acids.
AUGGUGUGGAUGGGGGGGUGUGGUGGGUGUGGUGGGUGUGCUAGCCUCACACCCCAGCGUUCCCGAUCUCCUCCCCACUCCGUUCUCUUCCACGAAGUCAGGACAGGUCUACGCCCUGUGGAGGAUGGAUCCGCCUUUAUAGGUGGUGAACUAAGAUUCUGACGAUAUAUUUGAAUAUUAAUAAAAUUUUUUUUUAAAUCAUUUUUGUCUGCCC